CAAAACAAAGCUCAAUCAGAUUUUGGGAAUUCGAAAACGGCCAGAUAAAAAUGAUCUUUCAGGCCUUAACAACAUAGUAUGACCUCAAAUAUAGAAGCAGCGUCUCCGGCCGAUAAAUCUUGUUAUUAUCAGAGAUCUUCACAAGGAAUCCCUAAAUUUCAUCACAACCAAAGGAAAAGAUCUAGAAGGCUAUGUAAUCAGGUUAAUAGAGAUAAGAGAAGGAAGAUACACCAUUGAACGCUUACUCCCAACAAUCUUUAGGCCUAAAGACUUUUAAUGAUCCUUCGACGGCGCACCGAUAGCUUUUUCCGAUAUAUCCAGAGAUGGUUAUUGUCGCUGGCGAAGAUGUUGAUGGUAGAGUAGGACUCGAGUAGAGAAUCCACAUACAGAGGACUUGGAAGAUAAAAGGAUCUUCUUCUUCGCCGGUGAGGACGAGAUGGAUAUGAAAGAGAAGAGGCGAUCAUGGCGUAAGCUUUGGAGGAGAGGAGAUUGUGAUUCCGUAAGGCCUUGAGCCUUUUUAUGGCCUAUAAGAAAGAAAAUCAUUUUGUAUCGUUACGGUAAAUGGAAUCGGUAUCGUCUUGAGAAGGAAUCUGAAUGGACUUUUUAGGAAAUUUAUUGCCGAGAAUGAUACACACACUCGUGUUGCUUUAUUUCAGUGACAUAAUGAAAAAGAAAGAUUUCAUUGCGACUAAGCUGAGGUGGCAUAUUUUGUUGUUUUCAUUGGCUGAUUUUUUCAGCUGACGUGGACACGCUUAGAGGGUUUGAUAUCCUGUUUUUAAUAUUGUUAGAUAGAUCUAAGAAAUUAAAAAAUUAUUCAUUCAUUUAAUUAAUAUACAAAUACUAAUUAGUAUUUGUCUCAACGAUUCCACAUACGUUUCUCUUUAAACUCCAAUCAUGUCUCUCUUCACGUCUUUCUUAAGUUGCUUUGUUCCAAAAUCCAGCUCAAGGAUUAGUUCAAUCAAUGGUAGUAUCCCGAAAGGCUUGUCGUUGGAGAAGCCAAAAAGCAAAUCUGAAUCUCUUAGAGCUCCAAUCAUUGUAUCUUAUUUCCCUGUGCCCGUGGCUUCAAUGCUUUCGCGUUUGUAAGAAGUGUGGGAAGGUCAUUGGCAUAUUUGUUGUCAUCAGUACCGGCCCUGGGUAGAAGCGGGAGAAGCAUAGGCUUCCGGCCCGGUUUAUAAUAAGUAAAAUUUCGGCCGUGUUGAGCAUAAAAGUUUCAGUAGCGGAGUUGGUAAACUUUGAAAUUCUGCUUAUCAAAGCCCACAUUUUCUACGGACCGGUACUGGUUGUCAUGUGAGACUUUUUGUUUUAUUCCUUUUGUUUGGUUAUUUGCAAAUUGUAAUGGACCACCUACCUAGGUUUGAUAACAUCAUAUUUAGGUCUGGCAACAAAAUUAUAUGCUUUGUAUUCAAUCCAAAUAAAAAUUAAUAACGUUUACAUAUUUUGUAUAAUUUAAUCAAUCUUAGGAGGAUCAAGAGUGUGAAUCCAGAGAUAAGUUUUCUAGAGGGGACUUUUAGAAUGGUCCUGGGCAUGAAUAGUUCUUAAGAUAUACAGCAGUAUUAUGUUAGUAGGAUAAGAAUUGCGCCUUGCACAUAAUAAAUUUAUAUAAAAAUUAUUUAAAAAAUAUUAUACGGAAAAAUAAAUUUAUAUUCUUGAUUGAAUUAAUAUUUUGGU
Molecule: messenger RNA, 1668 nt
Organism: Brassica napus (rape)
Lineage: Eukaryota; Viridiplantae; Streptophyta; Magnoliopsida; Brassicales; Brassicaceae
Exons: 2
Coding region: 895-1083 (62 amino acids)
Source: RefSeq, a predicted model, not a curated record